AUGGUUAGCAAACGCAAAAGAGUCCUCGAGGACUUUGAUCCCAACAAGUCUGAUCCCGAAGACGAGAAUUUCGACCCUUCGGAAGCUGGACCACCCCGAAAAAGCACAAAGAAGCACUCCCGUUCACGUAGCGGAAAACCCAGCCGCCGACGCAGGAACGGUUACCUGGGUUCGGACAUCGAUGAUGACGAGGAUGAAGUCUCUGAUAGCAACGAAGACGAUUUCUUCGAUGACGAAGAAGAAGAGGAUGAUGCUGCUCCUGUGAAUGCCGCUGGUCGUCGCGCCAGAAAAGCUGCCACGCAGCCACGCAACUACGCAGAGAGCAGCGAAGGAGAAGAAGCAUCGGCUACCGGCGACGAAUCUGACAAGCCAGGCGAUGAGGACAUCAAAGUUGACGAAGAUGUCAAAGAAGACGACGCCGAAGGCGAGCCCGUAGAGGAGCCUGCCAGGUCAACUAGAUCCAGAGUUGUCAAGCUGAAACUCACCAACUCCAAGUUGCCUGCGCCUCGUAGGACUACUCGAGCUCAUACAGAGGAAGCUGAAGAGUUCCUUGAACUAUCCCACUCUGGAAAACACGCCGUCCCUUCACGCGAUUCGCGAAGUAGAAGCCCUGAGACAUUCGCUCGGAGCACAAGAGCUACACGUGGGUUUAAAGGCCUCAAGAAAGCCCCGGAGACGAUUCAAGAGGCCACACAGGAAAGCAGCUUGAAGGAAGUCAGAGAAGCCGACCAGCCCGACGAAUUAUCUCAAGAUCCCGAAGAGAUUGAAAAGAAAGAGGUGGCUGAUCAAGAAAUGCUAGAUGCUGCUGAUCAGGAUGCACCUGGAGAAGAUGCGCCUGUGCAGACGGUAGAGGACGAGGACGAUGAGGAUGAUGUGCCUGUUACUCGCCGAACCCGUGGAUCCCGCGCCAACGCCUCCGCAGCACCGGAAGAAGCUGAAUCGGAUUCUGGACCUAGAAAGACGCGCCGACUUACCCGCAAAUCGAGCAAAAAGUCUCAAGAAGUCAGCAGUGAUUUCGAACCAGGCGACGAAUCUGACGACGCAGAAGGCUCCGGUGCAGAAAAGCCCCUACCUCAAGAUGACGAUGACGUCGAUAGCCCAGUUCCCCGCGGCCGACGUUCCCAACCCGCCAGAUCUCGCCGUGGUGGGGACUCUGGAGACGAGGAACCCGAAUUCGACUUGGACGAGCUGAAUGAAGAGGCACGAGAACUUAGGCAGGACUCGCGCUCUCGUCGCCGUCGCCCAAGAAAAGAAUCGCCCAUCGUGUACCAGGAAAGCACUCGGCGAGCGAGAACACGGGUGAAUUAUUACAUGCCCCCUCUCACCUCGGCCAAUAUUGAAGAGGAAGAAGUUGAGGCUCCUGCUGCGCAAUCGCGCUCGCGCCGAGGACGUGGCGGUGCCAGUCAAGGCUGGGAACGCAGCCUCAACACCACAUUUGGACCCUUUGGAGGCGGCGGCGGAGCUGGAUCCCUUCUUAAUGGGCCCUGGGGUACUGGCGCAGCUGGCGGGGUCGAUUCAGACAGCAGCGACGAUGAGAUGGUGCAUCGCUCUAGUGUAGCUGGUAAUGUCGGUAUGACGCCGACCGCAGCGACUCACGGUGGGCUUCUUCCCGGUGUCCCUGGACUAAACCCUGAUGCUGGCGCUCCCAACGUUGGCAAGAUCAAGGACCGUAAAGCUCUUGCGGAUGCUGAUCCUCUGGGUGUUGACCUGAACGUUGACUUCAGCAAGGUUGGUGGUCUUCAGGGACAUAUCGAUCAGUUGAAGGAAAUGGUACAGCUUCCUUUGCUCUAUCCUGAGCUCUUCACACGAUUCCACGUCACUCCACCUCGUGGUGUUUUGUUCCACGGUCCUCCUGGAACAGGUAAAACGCUACUUGCUCGUGCUCUGGCCAACUCAGUUGGCUCCGGUGGCCGUAAGAUCUCAUUCUAUAUGCGCAAGGGUGCCGAUGCCCUGAGCAAGUGGGUGGGUGAAGCUGAGAAACAGCUUCGAUUACUCUUCGAGGAAGCGCGCAGAACUCAGCCUAGUAUCAUUUUCUUUGAUGAAAUUGAUGGUCUUGCGCCGGUCCGUUCCAGCAAGCAGGAACAGAUCCAUGCUUCCAUUGUAUCAACCCUGUUAGCAUUGAUGGAUGGUAUGGACGGUCGUGGUCAAGUCAUUGUUAUUGGAGCUACCAAUCGACCUGACAAUAUCGACCCCGCUCUUCGUCGACCUGGUCGAUUCGACCGAGAGUUUUACUUCCCGUUGCCUGACAUCGAAGGGCGAAAGUCAAUCCUCAACAUUCACACAGCAGACUGGGGACUAUCAGAGAAGUUCAAAGAUUCCCUAGCCGAGAACACAAAGGGCUAUGGUGGUGCUGAUUUACGAGCUCUCUGUACUGAAGCAGCUCUCAAUGCCAUUCAGCGAACUUACCCCCAAAUUUACGCCUCCAAGGAAAAGCUUGUGGUCGACCCCGAGAAGAUUGGCGUUCAUGCCACUGACUUUAUGCUGUCCAUCAAGAAGCUUAUUCCCUCCUCUGAACGAUCGGCGACAUCUGGUGCUAAACCCACUUCCCAAAUCGAUAGAGCCGCUAUUGCGCAAACAGUUCAGCGAAGCCAAGAAUGCCCUCGAUGA
Molecule: messenger RNA, 2607 nt
Organism: Fusarium verticillioides 7600
Lineage: Eukaryota; Fungi; Ascomycota; Sordariomycetes; Hypocreales; Nectriaceae
Exons: 1
Coding region: 1-2607 (868 amino acids)
Biological process (GO): positive regulation of transcription by RNA polymerase II
Cellular component (GO): nucleus
Molecular function (GO): histone binding; chromatin binding; ATP hydrolysis activity
Source: RefSeq, a predicted model, not a curated record